AAGAGUUAAAAAUGGCUUGUGCACAAUACUGCCCGACUGCGCCGUUUACUCAGGCUAUUAUAGAGGCUUUAGGAAAUUAAAAUCUGCCACCUAAUGAUUGGAAACAGGUUGCUUGGGCUUGUUUAUCUGGAGGAGAUUAUUUACUAUGGAAAUCUGAGUUUGCUGAGCAGUGUGGGAUCACAGCCGAUAUCAAUCGGCGACAGGGACUGAACACCACUUAUGAAAUGAUGGUGGGAGAGGGAGAUUAUCGAGACACUAAUAGUCAACUUAAUUAUUUGCCUGGAGCCUACUCUCAGAUUAGUGCUGCGGCUUUACGGGCAUGGAAAAAGCUUCCAAAUUCUGAUAAAAAGACUGAAGAUUUAUCUAAAAUUCGCCAGGGGCCAGAUGAACCACAUCGGGAUUUUGUUGCCCGCCUGCUUGAGGCAAUUGGUGAAGUGAUAGGGGAUGAACAGGCGGGGAUGGUGUUGGCUAAACAGCUUACUUAUGAGAAUGCCAAUUCGCCUUGUCAAGCUGCCUUGAGACCUUACAGAAAAAAGGGAGGCUUAUCCGAUUAUGUACAGAUUGGUGCCGAUAUCGGCCCUUCCUACGUUCAAGGCAUAACUUUGGCCGCGACAUUACAGGAAAAGACAGUCAAAGAAGUACUGUAUCAACAACAAAAGCGAGAUAAGGGAUAAAAUUUUGCAAUUUGCUCACUAUCACCAAUUUCUCUUCCCAAAAAUUGUUGUUUCUCAGCCCCUAACUGUAUUUACUGAUGGCUCUUCUAAUGGAAUAGCUAGUUUGAUUAUACAGGACAAUACCACCGCCUGACGUACUAAUUAUAAGUCUGCUCAAGAAGUAGAACUAUUUGCCAUUUUUCAGGCUCUAUUACAAAUCUCUGCUCCAUUUAAUUUAUAUUCAGACAGUCAAUAUAUCAUAAGAGCCUUAAACAUUAUUUAGAUUGUUCCAUUUAUUGGUACCCUGAAUUCUACUAUUCAAACUCUUUUUCGUGAUAUACAACAUUUAAUUUGUUCCAGAGUUAAUAAAUGCUAUUUUGGUCAUAUUCGUGCUCACUCUGGACUUCCUGGACCUUUAGCACGAGGCAAUGCUUUGGCUGAUGAAGCUACACGUAUGAUAUUUCCUUCAUUGGAACAAAUGGCAAAAACUUCUCACAGCUUACACCAUCAAAACAGCAAUAGCUUGAGACUUCAAUUUGGCAUUACUCGAGAAGCUGCCAGACAGAUUGUUAAGCAAUGUCAAACAUGUCCUCAAUUUUUUAGCGUCCCCCAUUAUGGAGUUAAUCCCCGAGGAUUGUUGCCAAACGAUAUAUGGCAAAUGGAUGUUACCCAUAUUCCUGAAUUUGGUAAACAAAAAUUUGUUCAUGUUACUAUUGACACCUUCUCCGGCUUCUUACAUGCCUCUCUACAAUCCGGAGAAGCUAGCAAACAUUGUAUAGCUCAUUGCAUUAAAUGUUUUGCUGUUAUGGGAACCCCUAAGACCAUAAAAACAGACAAUGGUCCAAGAUACACUAGAAAAAAUUUUCAACUAUUUUGUACGCAAUUGUCUAUCUCACAUAAAACAGGUAUCCCUUAUAAUCCUCAAGGUCAAGAAAUUAUUGAACGGGCACAUCAAACUCUCAAACAUCAAUUACAAAAACUAAAAAAGGGGGAUUUGUAUCCCAAUACCCCCUCCAACUCUCUAAACCAUGCUUUAUUUGUUCUAAAUUUUUUACAAUUGGAUAUAAGUUCAGCAGCACAGCGAUUUUGGAAUUUUGAUGCGCAAACAAUAAGACCUAAAGUCUUUUGGAAAGACCCACUUGUGGGAAAAUGGUAUGGACCAGAUCCUGUACUAAUCUGGGGACGAGGGCAUGUUUGUGUUUUCCCACAGGAUGCCAAAGCGCCGCGCUGGCUGCCGGAAAGGAUGUCUUUUUGUUGGGGAGUCAGGAUAUGCUGAUCAUGACAAUGGUUGGAGCCUAUACAUUACUGGAGUAACGAAAGAAUCUGGAAUUCCUCAACGACGUAAUGGAACUGGUCCUUUAGAUAUCCCUUUCUGCGACUUUGGAACAAGGGGAAGAGUCACUGCUGCACCAUGGAAACUGUGUCGAGAUGGAACUGCUACAGUUUAUAACAUAUUUGGGACAAAUGAGUCAUUGUGGGACUGGUCUCCAGACUCGGCCCGAAACCCUGGAGCUCAGGACAAUAGGAACUUUGCAUCCCGUAUUUGGAACUUGGGUGGCUCUAAAGUGUUCCAAACAGAAAUCUGGAAAUUAGCUGCUGCCCUUGGAUGUGAGGGUUCCUACCUUCAGGUGGGAUCGAAAGUGAGACACGGUUAUUUAUGGAAUCUCACCAUGAGGUACCCUCGUGCAUGUGUGCCUCACCCUUAUGCUUUACUAGUAGGAUCUGUAAACAUACAACCUGGGUUACAAAAUUAUGAUGUAACUUGUAACAAUUGUACCUUAACUAACUGCAUUAGGGGAAUUACUAAUCAAACUAGGGUUCUAGUCUUAAGACAGCCUGCUUUUGUUAUGGCUCCUGUAAAGAUCAAUGGGUCUUGGUAUGAUGAAAGAGGACUUGAACUUUGGAGAGAAGUAGAGGGUGCUUUAAUGCGUUAUCAUAGGGGAAUAGGGUUAGUAAUUCUGGGAUUUGUAGCUUUGGUAACCCUUAUUGCUUCCUCGAUUACUGCAGCCCUGACCCUGGCACACUCAGUGCAAACUGCAACUUUUGUUAAUAAUCUGGCACAAAAUGUAUCCGUUACCCUGGGGACUCAAGAAGAUAUUGACAAAAAGCUAGAAGAUUGAUUGAAUGCCCUUUAUGAUGUUGUAAAAUUUUUAGGUGAAGAGGUUUAAAGUAUAAAGUUGAGAUUACGGGUACAAUGUCAUGCUGAUUUUCGAUGGAUCUGUGUUACCCCCCAAAAAUAUAAUGGUAGUAUAACUGCUUGGGAUAAGGUGAAAGCUCAUUUAGAAGGUAUUUGGCAUAAUGAAAAUAUUUCCUUAGAUUUACUGCAUCUACAUCAAGAAAUAAUGAGCAUUGAAAAUGCACCUAGACCUGAUUUGGAUGUUGCAAAAAGAGCUGAGUCUUUUGUUAAAGAACUUUUUCGACAUGUACCUACCGUCAAUAGUAUCUGGUACUUGGGAGUGGCCAUAGGAGGACUAUUCUUAAUAAUUUUAACUGUUUUAUUUCUUGCACCUUGUUUAAUUAAAAAACUGAUUGAUGAUCUA
Messenger RNA from Bubalus bubalis (water buffalo), 3193 nucleotides. RefSeq names its product endogenous retrovirus group K member 13-1 Env polyprotein-like. The transcript is spliced from 2 exons. Lineage: Eukaryota; Metazoa; Chordata; Mammalia; Artiodactyla; Bovidae. The record is from RefSeq and is a predicted model, not a curated record. Gene Ontology annotation, molecular function: structural molecule activity. The coding region runs from base 1844 to 2773 and encodes 309 amino acids.